GAAGAGGAAGACCAGCUUGUGGUUUAGUGAAUCUGUCAGCAGUGUUUCUGGCUAUGCCACUCACUGCUGGCUGUAUGAGUUGUCGCACAGAGCAGAUGUUUGAGCAGUUUAAGAGGGAAAUGAAAGAGUAACUCAUACUUCAGUUUGUUUAUUCUUUCUGCUGACUUAUGAUCACUGUCAGCCGUCACCUCCGGCCAACGAGGAGUUGGGUGUGUGAAGCAAAAGAUGAGUGAAAAACAUGAAGGGGGCAGAAUUUUUUUAUAUUCUAGGAUGUGUUGAGUAGGAUGAAGAUUUACGGGUAGCAGACAGAUGGCUAUCAUAUCACAUAGGAGUUUCACACUUAUCUGUGGAUCUCGAACGUUCCUGCUCCUCCUCCUCCUCAUCCUCAGCUCGUCUCUGCUUUAUUUCAGCCUCUUAGAGCGGACGCUCUUUCAGCCCAAAUAUCACCAAGAUGUUCCUCAGAGGAACAUCAGCAUCCUGCUGUGGCACUGGCCGUUUGGACGCUCCUUCAGGCUCCGUGGAGACAAAUGUCUGGAAAAGUACAACAUCAGCCGUUGUUUCCUCACUGCUAACACCUCCACCUUCUCGUCUGCAGACGUGGUCAUCUUCCAUCACCAGGAGCUGAGCAGAGGUCGCUCCCUGCUGCCUCUGCACCGGGAUCGCCACGCCUCCCAGCACUGGGUUUGGCUGUCCAUGGAGCCUCCGGUCAACAACUUGAACGUCUCACAGCUCAACGGCCUCUUCAACUGGACUAUGAGUUACAGGCGAGACGCAGACAUAGCUAUCCCUUAUGGAAAGACUUUGUUAGGAGGUGAUGGACACACCUUUACAGCGGCUCCAAACCGCUCCUGCCUGGUGGGCUGGGUGGUGAGCAAAUACCAGCCUCAGCAGGCUCGAGCUGCUGUUUACCAGAGUCUAAAGAAGUUCAUCCCCAUACAGGUGUACGGCAGGUGGAACAAGAAACCCCUGUCAAACAAGAAGCUACUGCCCACCAUCUCGAAGUGCUUUUUCUACCUUUCUUUUGAGAACUCUGAAGCCACUGAUUACAUCAGCGAGAAGCUCUGGAGGAACGCUUUCCAAGCAGGUGUCGUACCGGUGGUCCUUGGCCCCAGCAGGGCCACCUAUGAGGCCCUGGCGCCCCCUGGUUCCUUCAUCCACAUUUCUGAUUUCAGGAGCACAGAAGAUCUGGCCGUAUAUCUGAAGCUUGUGGCUGCAGACAGGAAGGCGUAUGAGCAGUACUUUCAGUGGCAUCACACUCACAGAGUAAAAACCUACACUGACUGGAUAGAAAGGCUGUGCCAAAUCUGUGUUCAAUACCCCCGUUUACCAGCAAACAGAGUCUAUGAUGACCUGGAGGGCUGGGUUCACAGCUGAAGCCUGCUUCAGACCAAAGACACACAACAAGAUGAGUUUAGUUUAACCUGCAGUUCAACAAAAUCCCACUUUUUCCAUUUCCAUCUGAUGUCUUAGGGAGGCUCAAAUUCUGUAUAUUAAAGUUUAUGAAGAUGUACUAACUAAGAUAAAUCCUUCCUUUCAUCCUCUUCAAAAUUGAGCAGCCACUGAGAACACAAUAGAUUAAAAAAAAAAUGAAACAUAUUAGUUACCAUCAAAGAACAGCUAAUGUUACUAUUUAGCAAUCUUCUAGCUAAUAUUAUCUUUUGCAAGAAAUGGCAGAUGACAUUACAUAUUGACAUUGACAGUGUUGUAUGAAGAAAUUUAAACAGAGUUCAUAGUGAAGUAAUGUUAACUGUGGUUAAACAUUGGCUGUUGUCUAACUGUAGCUAAUCAGUGAUCAAAUAUCACUCACACUAUCAUCCGGAAAUCAGAGAGAGAGAGAGAGUGGAAUGACAUGUGGGAAGGGCCGCCCCUAACGCACACUAUGAGGCGCGCACACUAACCAAAUAUGUUUGUAUUACAAAAUAAGUCUGUCAUGUCUCUCUCACUCUGUGGCUCCCUCCUGAUUGAGGUUCAUUCCUUUCACCUGCUCUCACCUGCACACCAGCUCUCCAUCUCCUCAUCAACUCAGCAGUAUAUAUACCCUGGCUCUCCAUCCACUCAUCGCCAGAUCGUUGUAUCAACUACUGCGGUAGACUACGGCUCAGGCUAAAUUAAGAUUUUGAAAAAAACCUUUGAAAUUAAUCUUUUGUGCUUGUUUUGUUUUUUGAGUCUCACCCUGUUUUUCCUUUACUUCAGUAUCACCAGUCACCCACCUGCCUUCCUGCUCAGUCAUCUGCCUCAACCUGAUCUCAGCCACACUCACACCCCUACUCUGGGCUGGUCAGCCUUCAUCCCCUUCACUCUGCUGACCUCCAGAAUCUUCAACCCAUCUUCAUCUCCAUUUGCCACAAUAAACCUCAUUACCAAUCAACCCCUCUGUUUGUGUGUCCCACAUCUGGGUCCUAAAUUCACUGGUCGUAACAAAGUCUGUUUGACCCUUAACUAUCAUCUCCUAUAACACCUUAAAAAGUAGUGUUAGCAUUCAGCCACUUUUUUGCUAACGACUUUAUCCGCUCGCUAGAGGCUGAGGGCGAAUGUUAACUACUUUCUGACUGACGCUAAAACAUGCAAAGCUUGUCGAACCUUUUCCUCUCAUCAUCUAACACCUUAAUUUACAGUACAGUACUGUAGACCUAAUGUUAACUGUGACAGCUGGUAUAAAUGAGCUAGAAGGGCUCAGCUCUCUCUUUCUUUGAUAUAUUUAUUCUUACACGAGAAGGGGAACUAUCUGUUGAAUCAGUCAAGAAGCCUUCUGAGGUGAGUGGCAAUAAAUCCUGUCAUCGUUUGGAUGCUUAUUACGCAACUUUCCAUAAAGUCCUUGAGUUCAGGGAACAUUGCAACCCUGCAAGCCCACCGCAGAGCUCCUUAUACCUUGUCAGAAAAAGCAAAAGCAUUUGUUUAGGACUUAGAGGGACAUAUUUAGAUGGUUCAGUUUGUCAGAAAUUCCUGUCAAAUAUGCGAGAUACAGUAGAACCCCACUUUGGGUCAGUCAUUUUGUCGGCAAGAGAAGAACCACAGUUUAACAGGAAGAUGCUAUUUUUUUCAGCACUGGGUACAGGUCACUCAGCAUUAGGAAUCUAAACAGACUACAGGUGUUAAACUGUGAGGUUAACUGUUAGUGCCCUAACACCUGUACAGAUUAAGGACUUUAAAGAAGGCCCUGUCAAUCCUGUUUGAUGCAGUCUUCCUUUGUUUAUGAGUUUAAGUUGCAUCCAUCCAUCAGCAGAUUUAGCCAAAUGACUAAUUGUGUUUCCUUUAACCUGUUUGUCACUCAGGUAUUUGUUGUCUAUUGGACUUUUAUUUAUUGUAAUAUCUUUUUAUGUUGAACUUAUUGUUUGCUGGAUGAACGUAUGACUGCUGUCUGCAAAACAAGUAGCCCUCUUACGGGGAUAAUAAAGACGAUCUUGAACCUUGAUCAGUACCUCUUUCAGCAGUUCAAACAAUCUUGUUAUUACGUCAUCCUGAAAAAAAGUCAUCUGACCUCUGUGUGAAACAGCAUUGAUUUGAGGUCAGAUCUCAUUUCAUCACAGGUUGUGGAACAGUCUACUGAUUUGAAAGAAGUUCCCCAUUUUAACUCAUGUUUGUAGAACACCGACAAACUCUUGUUCGAG
Molecule: messenger RNA, 3608 nt
Organism: Labrus mixtus (cuckoo wrasse)
Lineage: Eukaryota; Metazoa; Chordata; Actinopteri; Labriformes; Labridae
Product: fucosyltransferase 7
Exons: 3
Coding region: 310-1374 (354 amino acids)
Cellular component (GO): membrane
Molecular function (GO): alpha-(1->3)-fucosyltransferase activity
Source: RefSeq, a predicted model, not a curated record